Oreochromis aureus is the source of this 2460-nucleotide messenger RNA. RefSeq names its product mitochondrial calcium uptake family, member 3b (gene micu3b). The transcript is spliced from 15 exons. Gene Ontology annotation, molecular function: calcium ion binding. The record is from RefSeq and is a predicted model, not a curated record. Gene Ontology annotation, cellular component: uniplex complex. Bases 30 to 1496 code for a protein of 488 amino acids. Gene Ontology annotation, biological process: calcium import into the mitochondrion; mitochondrial calcium ion homeostasis. Lineage: Eukaryota; Metazoa; Chordata; Actinopteri; Cichliformes; Cichlidae.
UCGGUUACGACACCACAGUGUAAACAGCCAUGGCUGCACUGCGCAGGCUUAUCCUUUCAUUCAGCUCCAAAGCAGAGACGUUCACGGCGCGGAAACCGCCUCAAACACCCUCAAAGGCGACUAAAGCGCAGAAACUUAUCGCAGCGGGAGCGAGCAUCACAGCCGGCGCCGCCGCUUAUUAUUACUAUUACUAUUAUUACUCCUGCCGCUCGCACGUCGGUAGGCGCCCCGGACUGAAGAGCCACGUCGAGGCUCGGCUCAUGCAUCUGGCGCUGCCAUCAGUUUCCGCCACCGAUAAGACAAGGACCUACAGUCUGGACGAUGGAGAUGCCUACAUGUCCUCCUAUGAAAACAGAUUUCGUCUGUUCAGUUCGGUGGAGUACGAAGGACAGCUCUACAUGACUCCGCUGAACUUCAUCGAGUCGGUCACUCUGAGCGAACCAAAGAGCAGGAGAGUCUGCAAGUCCCUCACGAAAAAGGAAUUAGACAAGAUGCUGGCUGAUACCCCACCUGUUUGGAAAGGAUCAUCUAAUUUGUUUAGAAAUCUCCGUGAACGAGGUGUCAUCAGUUAUACAGAGUACCUCUUCCUGCUGUGCAUUUUAACAAAGCCCCAUGCAGGCUUCAGGAUUGCUUUCAACAUGUUUGAUGCAGAUGGGAAUGAAAUGGUGGACAAAAGGGAGUUCUUGGUGCUGGAAGAGAUUUUCCGUAAGAAGAAGGACAGAAAAGACAUUACUGAAGAUAUGCAAAGACAGGACCAGCAAAGCCUGCAGCUUUAUGGAAAUCACAGAUCUCAGGCUCACAGCGUUCUAAAAAAAGACGGUCAGCAUGUGGCUGCCCGAGGCAUGUGGGAUGUUCUCAGACGUGGCACGAGUCAAGUUCUGUUUUCUGAUCUCACCGAGAAUGUGGACGAAAAAUCGGAGACCACACUCUUGGUGCAUUUCUUUGGGAAAAAAGGCAAAGCUGAGCUGAAAUUUGAGGAUUUUUACAAGUUCAUGGACAACCUGCAGACAGAGGUGCUUGAGAUAGAGUUCCUCUCCUACUCCAAAGGCAUGCCCACCAUCAGCGAGGAAGAUUUUGCUCAGAUCCUCCUUCGCUACACCAAUGUCGAGGAUGUUAGCGGGUAUUUGGAGAACAUGCGUCACAGUAUACCAGAUGAAAAGGGAAUCACCUUUGAGGAGUUUCGGUCCUUCUUCCAAUUCCUUAACAACCUGGAGGAUUUUACCAUCGCCAUGCAAAUGUACAACUUUGCCAACCGCUCAAUUGGCCAAGAGGAAUUUACCAGAGCGGUGUACGUGGCCACUGGCAUCAAACUGACCCCCCACUUGGUCAGCACUGUCUUCAGGAUCUUCGAUGAGGACCACGACAAUAAGCUCAGCCACAGGGAGUUUGUUGGCGUCAUGAAAGACCGGCUGCACCGCGGUGCUGGGGGCGUCCGAGUGGAGGAAAAGUUUGUCUCUUUCAAGUCCUGCAUGAAGAAGGAGCUUUCAGGCAAAUAGCAGGUGCAGGUCCCAGCACCAGUGCAUGUCUUACAGUGUGGAUCAGCAGCCUCUCCUCUCUGCAACGACAGAAGGGUUAAUGCACACUGCAGCACAUUAUUUCUCUAUCUUAGAAGAUUUGAAAUAAACAGGAUGUGGCACGAAGAGGAUGUGGUCAGCCAAAUGGAAGAGGCGUUGUAAGCGGUCAAAGGAACACAGUGACCUGCUACUUAACACCCAGCGUUACAGGACUCUGCAAGUCUAACUAUAUGCUUUUGCUAUUUAUUGUUGCUGAUUCUUAUUUAUUUAUUUAAAAAAGAAAAGUCAUGGUUGUCUUAUUAAUGCUUAAGUAUUUUAUUUUAUUUUUUGGUCACUCGUUCUUUCCUAAGCCUGAUAUGCCUCCAUACUUGGUCCUUUUGUGGUCUCUGCAGCCCCCCUGAACAGAUCAGCUUCCCCUCCUCCUCUCGCUCGCCCCCAAAGCUCUGCAGCUAAAACCCUCCAGGAUCCUCCAGAGAGGCAGCAGGCCCGAACACACUCACUGUGGCUUUCCCCCCGUUUGACUACAGGCAGCUAACAGUGUUAAUCAUUUCUUGGCUGGUGCAGAGAAGUGCUUUCACACCACUUGCAGGGAUGACCUCUGUAUAAACGUAUGCAAAAUGUUAAAGCCAUAUGUUUGUUUCACUCCUGAGCUUUAAUAUAAAUGGAGUUACAGAAACUAAAUGUACUUUUCCUUUAACUUCCACUUACUGUAACGAGUUCUUAAGCCAUGUCAUGCUUUGGGUAGAGCUGUGCUGAGGAAAAAAAGUUACAUGCUUUAAUAUUAACCAGACUAAUGUGUUUGCAUUUCAGAAUACUCUGUUUAAAUGUUGGAAUAGCUGAGCUACCUCUUUACUUGAGAUCAGGCUUCGACUGUUACACGUCACCGACGUGAUCACUGUUUUCAUGCCUGUAAGCGAAUAAACCACUCUCGGCCGAGCGUCCUCAA